UGCUCAUUAAAUGCCAUUAUUAAGCUUCACUUAGAAGUGAAGAUCAAGGGAUGAAGGCAAUUUCAUUAGAAAAGCCAGAAAAAAAGGAUAAAGCAGAGCCAGAACCCUAAAGGUACACGGAAUAGACCAUACCAUACACAAAUUGUUGUGAUGUAAUUGACAGGAUUGUACCAAAUGGGCAGAAGUGCAGUGUUUAUGGCAUCAUUUUAUGUAGUUUUAUUGGCAGCACAGGAAUUCCUUAUCAUGCCACCUGCCAUACUUCAGAUCUGUUUCAAAAUGAUUUCACUGUAAUCGCAGUCAAUGAGUGAGUGAGCACUGAUUUUACAACAAGGCGCUGUAAACGAGGAAAAUUUAAAUGUGGCCACAGCCACAUCACAUCAUGUGCUUUGAUUUCGCAUUAACCACACUGACUCAGAGUGAAGGAUGAGGAUUUCGCGGUGAUCACAGAUGAGUCAGUGAGUAGAUGUCAGUGGCCAAAAAUGAGCAUGAAAGAAUAUCGAUUCCACUGUGAAAUCGGUCAGUGAGCGAAAAUGACAGUAAAUCGUAGGUACUGAUUUCACUGAGAUCACGGUUAAUGAGUAAUUACGGCGGUGACAAGUGAGUGUAAAAAUCGGUAAUGAUUUUACGGAGUCACUCAGUGAGUAAGUGAAAUGUCAGCAAACACUUCUUGUAAAAACAUCCGUAACUGAGCGAUGAUUCCAUUGUGACAAGUCAGCAAAUAUGAGUGAAUCAGUACUUAUUUUGUUCGAGUACAAAUGAAAGGAAAGGCAAGCUGUACCGAUUUCACCGAUUUCGCCGUGACCAGCGACCAAACGCGACAGUAAACGCACACGGCGCGGUAAAUGCGACGCUAAACGCGAGGCGUGUGCAGGCCCCUUUAAGGCACGCGGAGGGGGAGGUGGCAGAGGAACUUGGCGAGGCGCCGCACAGUGCUCCCAACUUCACGGCGAUUCUUUUCCACGAAACUGUCCUAAAAGAAGGUGAAACUCUCUCCGGUUCCUCACACACGCGUCCGUGUUUACCCCGGGCUUCCUCUGGGUCAAUAAUGCCGGAUGGUCGCGCUCAUGAGGUUCACCAGGGACAUCUGCAGGCUCUUCGGCAUCGGAGGCGGUCCAGCCGAACAGCACAAUGAGCUGAUGGACUGCGAAGAUGGGGCGGUUCCCGAACAGAGUCCCAAGGAUGCAGCUACGUCUCAGGAUGGCCUGGCAGGAGAGGAGAGCCUCACUGAGGAGGAGCGUGCCAGGCGGAGAACAGAGCGACGCAGAGCCAAGAGGAUGAGACGGCGAGAGCGGAAGAAAAGUGGAAAGCAAAUGGGGAAGAACGAAACCACUCAACAGGAUGAUGAAGGGGAGGAAAAUGGUGCCCAGUCAGAAUCUGAAGGAAGCGGGAGUGAGAAGGAGGAUGAGGCGGAGGUCUGUGCAGACAGGCCUGCUCGCCCGCUGGCUGCUUCCAAGAACAAGGGUGACCGACAAGCCCCACUGAGCUCCUGCGAAGAGGAUCCAGGGUGGGAUGUGAGCAGCGCUUUCGUUGCCAAUGCUGCCAGUCACAUUAGACCAAAAGGCCGGACCUGUCGUGCUCAGGGUUCCAGAGAGAACAAGGAGAAUGAGGCCAGGACCAAAGAGGAAGCAGCGCCAGAUCCAGUCACCAGGCGGAGCACCUUGUUGGCACAAAAGGGAAUCAAGCUGUGGGAGCAGGAGCAGUAUUCUCAGGCCGUCAGUAUGUUUACAGAGGCGAUUCACUGUAACCCUAAAGACCACAGGUUCUUUGGUAAUCGCUCCUGCUGCUACGCGUGCCUAGGGGAGUACUCAUCCGCCCUCUUGGAUGCUGAAAAGGCCAUUGAGCUGGCACCCCAGUGGCCCAUGGGAUUUUAUCGCAAAGGACGUGCCCUAAUGGGAAUGAAGCGGUACAGUGAGGCGGAGAGAGCCAUGGAGCAGGUGCUAAAGCUGGAUCCGAGCUGUGACGAUGCUGACUAUGACCUUGUCAACUGCAGGAUCCUGCAGCUUAUGGAACUGGGCUUUGAGGAAUCUCAGAGCAGACAACUGCUGGAAAAGUACACCAGUGUGCAGGAUGCGCAGAACUCCCCUGAGGCAGCCAGAAUGCUGGACCUUGAGUCACUGCAAAAUCUGUCAGAGAUGCCAUGCCCAUCAUUAUGGGUAGGAAACAUCACCAUGGAUGUCACCGAGAAGCAUCUGCGAGACCUCUUCAAAACCUGCGGAGAGAUCGAGAGCAUUCGCGUCCUGCAUGAACGUUUCUGCGCCUUUGUCAACUUUAAGAACACCAACAUGGCUACCCAUGCCAUGGAGAAGUUACAGGGUGUGAAGAUAGAGAAUACCAAACUUGUGAUUCGAUAUCCAGACCGUCGGGCUCAGAGGUCUACAGGUUCCCCACAGAAAGCCACAUCCAGUGGCGCCCAGCUGGUUACCCAACAGGCUGCAAGUAGCGGGUCCAGGCGGAAGGGCCCGAUCAACGGGGACGAGUGUUACUUCUGGAGAACCACAGGUUGUCACUUUGGGGACAAGUGCCGCUACAAGCACAUCCCGGCGCAGCAGGGCAAGGACAAAAAACCUUGGCAGCCUCAGUAGUGCCCUCUUCGCUACCAACCACACACUCUUUUACCCUGGAAAACAAAAGGGAGAGGCUGGAAGCUGCUAAGCAUGGGAGAUGGUUGGUGUUUGAGUUAGGCCUUCGGCACCAAGUUCUAUAUGGUGCCCCACUCAACGGACU
Molecule: messenger RNA, 2724 nt
Organism: Scleropages formosus (Asian bonytongue)
Lineage: Eukaryota; Metazoa; Chordata; Actinopteri; Osteoglossiformes; Osteoglossidae
Product: hsp70-Hsp90 organizing protein 3
Exons: 16
Coding region: 1053-2582 (509 amino acids)
Molecular function (GO): metal ion binding; RNA binding; protein binding
Source: RefSeq, a predicted model, not a curated record